GCAAGUGCAAUCAGGUGACAGCAGACUGAUGGCGAAUGGUGUCACUUGUAAUUGUAACGAGAUCGACGUCACUCUCGUUAGUUGACGUAAGGACGAGCGUGUUUUGUAUUUCGUCGCACGGUAAAAGCACCAUCAUGUGGCACAAGAGUAAUGUUUGUAUUGCGAGUUUCGGAAGUUUGUGCGGCCAACAUUAGGGAGAGAUCAGCGAUAAGCUCGACUUCCUCUUCGUAAUGCCAAUGAUAUCGAUGUAUGUAUCAAGCAGUUAGCAGUUCGAACGACGAGCUCAUGCUGCUCGACGAGUUCACAUAAUUCGCAGGCGACGUUCGUCGUAGCUGUAGAAACUCGCGCCGUCCUCCGAUCCUGUCAAGCGGGAUGAACAUGAACAAGAGCCAUGCGAACAGGAAGCUGAACCAGCUGCCAAGUUGGCUGUGGACCAACUCGACCACCCUGCCGCCGGUCUACAAGAUGGUAUGGGAGGCGGUGCGGGAGGACCGGGUCAGGUCGAACGGCAUGCAGGCCGAGCUGCUCGUCGACACCAACAAGGUGUUUCCACUGUUGCUCACCAGCCAUCUGCCUACGGAGGUGCUCGGUCACAUAUGGAGCCUGGCCAAUCAGAAGUACGCUGGGCAGCUGACCGAGCAGGAACUGUACGUGGUCCUGGCUCUCGUGGCGGCAGCCCAGACAUCCUACACCUUCAACAGUCUUGAUAUCUUGCACUUACUCCCCUUUCCACCAACGCCCUACCUGAACAUUGAUUGCCUGAUGAAUCUGCAGCCUGCUGCGCAGGCAAACGCACCGAAACCUCAUUAUCACGAGGAGAGCAACGACAUGGUUGCGGAAGGGAAAUACAUUCCUGAGAUUAAGGGAAAAGCGAAAGUCAGAACCCAAGUAAACGCAGUGCCUGAUACAGGCGUACCCUUCCUCGGCGGUACGCUUGUCGGAAAAUUGUCCUGCUUUGACGGCAAGAUUCAGCAGAUGUCUGGUGCGACUGGAAGUAAUAAUGCCAAUAAUCUGUUUAGAGAAGCAAGACAAAAUCCACGUGCUCAACCCGCUGACGUUCCGUCUGUCGUGUCGUCGUCUCUGGACGAAUCCUGUGACGAGUUUACGGAGUUUCAAAGCGCCCCGAUCCCGAGCGUCUCCGCCAUCCCGAUCUGGGACAGCAAGCAGGGUUCCGCGAUCGGCAGUAGACUCGCUAAUCACAAUCUAGGUGUAAAGAAAACGGUCGACAGAAUCAAGAAAACCGCUGCCACAACAAAACCGCCCGUGCACAUUAACGCACAGAUUCGCACGUCCGCACCUACGAGCUUACCCUAUCAGAGCAAGGAUCAGUCCAUCCUGGAGUCCACGUCCGACCUGUUUCCUAAGUGCGGAAUAAAGAAUCAGUCUAAGACCGUGAUACUCAAGGACACGGUAAUCAGAAAUAACGACACGCCGAAGGAUUACAGCGACGGUUUUAACAAUUUGGCGGGUACGCCGGAGCCAAUCGGCGGCAGCGAUAAAGAGGUAUUGCCUAGAGUGGAAUUAGCAUCGAAGGCUGUAGAAGUUUCUAAUUCUGUUCAGCAAGACUUAAUGAGUUUGCAACAAGUCGAGGACAAGUACAGCGCGUUGCGCGAAUUGGUUCAGGAAGCGCCUGUUAUUACGAGCGACGCGAGCUUAGAUUUGACUUUCAAUAAUCAGUCGGCUGACGAGUUCGGGGAGUUUAUGUCGGCGGAGCAAUCACCCGCUAAUCCCUCGACGUCAGACGCUUUGGACAUUGAAAGUUUUAGCGAUAUGUUUGCGGAUUUUGAGUUCAAAACGCACGCUAAUGCUGAUAACAGUAACAUAGCAGAUCUAAACUUUGUAUCUGAGGUGUCUGAUUCGUUUAACAAUUUAAAACUUGAUGACGGAAUUGAAGUGCAAUUGGUAGGAACAGGAAAGAAUGUUCAAAAAGAGGAUGCUAUUUCCAUAAAUAGUAUAGAAUUGAUUAGCGGUACAUCCGAAGCACUGCCACGUUCUGGAUCUGUGCCUAGCUUAGAUCUUAAAUCAUUUUUGCCUUCUAACAUAGAGGAAGAUCAAAUUAUAGAAGCUCCACAGCAGACUGUGUAUUGGGAGUGGAAGCAAUAUAUGGAAAGUUGUGUUUUACUAUUACAAGUUGCAGCCAAUAUAUUUACUAAUAUCACAUCAGAAUUGGUUUUGCAGGAAGUUUUAAAUUCAGACCAGGGAUACAACUUUCUUUGCCAAUUAGCUGAAGUUGCAGCUGUUUGUAGACGUGUUAAUUUUUCAUACAAAGAAUUGGAUAUAAACAUUAUUGGAUUUGAUGAUCUUUUAAUGGACAUUGAUCGGAUCUGGGCUGAAAUGGAACCAUUUUAUGCAAACAUACCAAUCGUCACUGAACUACCAGCUUGGCCAUUGCAUCAGGGAGAUUGUGUGUCUUGUUCCCUGUGCUUAACAGUUAUUACGAGUGGCCGAGUUGUGUAUAACGAUAAUAAUUAUCAUGUAACAUGCGCAAAUUUGUGGCUCAAUUGCGUAAACAAUCAAUUGCCGGUGAUGCGGUAUUCUUUAUUUUGUCAAUCGACUAUAUGUCCAGGAAGUCACAUUUAAGUGCUGAUUUGCACGUAUGCGUGCGCGCGCGCGCAAACACAGAAAGUGUUUCCAAAUUCAAAUUAAAAAUAUACUGUUCAGAUCUUAUUAACGUAAUGCAUAGGAAUUCAUACUAAAAAUAAUUUUUAAAAGUGAAAUUCUGCAACAAUUUGCAUUUAAUCUAGUAAAGUCACACAUAUGUAUAUAAACAAGGUACACAGAUUUAAUAAUAUAAAUUAUUUAUUAAACUUGUACUUUUUAGAGAUUGUUAAUAAUAGACAUGCGAUAUUACAUUAAAUUGGCCGUGCAGGAAUAUUUGUAUAUACUUAGCUUAACAAAAAUGAACAAUGAUUGUAUUUCGACUGGUCUAUUUAUAAUGCAUUUAUAAUGCAGUAUUAAGAAAAAUUUAAUAUGUACAUCUUAGAAAAAGAUCUCUUAAAUAAUUAACGUUGACUCGUAUCGCGCGGCCUAUAUACUAUUCCUCUGCUCUUCAUUUCUCUGAUUACGCCAGCAGGUAAUCGUCCUGAUACUGAUAUGGCGUAGACGCCUUUACAAAAUCGAUCUGAAAGUAGAAUCUCCAAAUCAACAUUGAUCAUUAUCGACUUGUAAUUAGACUGAGAUACAAUUUUAAUUCUGAAGAAAUUUGAACAGCAUUUUGCUUAAACAAAUCUUUAUAGUAUAUAUACGCACAUAAAUAUGUUCCUAGAUAAAUACAUAUUGGUAUUUGUAAGAGUAAUAAUAUGUCUGUAUAAAUGUAUUAUACGUUUAAAAUUGAAAAAA
Messenger RNA from Monomorium pharaonis (pharaoh ant), 3339 nucleotides. Its product is annotated as synergin gamma. The transcript has 6 exons. Lineage: Eukaryota; Metazoa; Arthropoda; Insecta; Hymenoptera; Formicidae. Bases 373 to 2580 code for a protein of 735 amino acids. Gene Ontology annotation, molecular function: protein binding. Gene Ontology annotation, cellular component: clathrin coat of trans-Golgi network vesicle. The record is from RefSeq and is a predicted model, not a curated record.